CCAUUUAUGCAUGACUCUUACAGUCCAGGUGUACGAUUUGUGUACCAAUUCCAAAUAUUCUCUUGCAAUUAGUACUGGAGCAAACUUUCCAAAUAUGCUUUAUGGAAACUGAAUCCGGACCUCGGCUGGCUCGUAAUUGGGCCUCGCUUCCCUCUGUUUCCUUCCAAACCAUACUCCCAAGUUUGGUUCUCUCUCGUCUUCUUUUCUUCUUAAGAGCAAUGGUGAGGUCGGUGGUGGCGCCGAGGAGGUCGAUACGGGAGGCGGUGCACCACAGCGUGUUCGCCUACAAGGGAGGCGGCGGAGGCGGGAAGCAGCAGCCGCGGCGGUGCUCGUUCUAUGUAGGCGCCGCCGGUGGCAGUGGAGGGGACGAGGACGGAGCGGCCGCGUGGGGGGCGGAGGACGAGUGCACGAUGGAGCUGGUCCAGCUCGGGGCGGACCGCCCCAAGAACGUGCUCGUCCUCAUGAGCGACACCGGUGGCGGCCACCGCGCCUCCGCAGAGGCCAUCCGCGACGCCUUCCGCCUUGAAUUCGGAGACGAAUACAGGGUCUUUGUGAAGGACUUGGGCAAAGAGCAUGCGGGUUGGCCGCUGAACGACAUGGAGAGGGCCUACAAGUUCAUGACGAAGCAUGUCUCCCUCUGGAAGGUCGCUUUCCAUAGCACCUAUCCUCGUUGGGUUCAUUGCUCCUAUCUCGCCGCCCUUGCUGCCUUCUAUGCUAGGAAGGUGGAGGCUGGUCUGAUGAAGUACAAGCCAGACAUUAUCAUAAGCGUGCAUCCCCUCAUGCAGCACAUACCUCUAUGGGUUCUCAAAUGGCAGAGCCUUCAAAAGAGAGUCGUUUUUGUCACUGUCAUCACGGACCUCAACACCUGCCACCCGACGUGGUUCCAUGCUGGUGUGAACAGAUGCUAUUGCCCUUCGGAGGAGGUGUCGAACAGGGCUUUGUUAGAAGGCCUAAAGCCUUCUCAGAUCCGUGUCUUUGGUUUGCCGAUUCGACCAUCCUUCUGUCGUGCAGUUUUAAACAAGGAUGAUUUGAGAGAAGAACUGGAGAUGGACCCUCAUUUGCCUGCAGUUCUACUGAUGGGAGGUGGUGAGGGAAUGGGUCCAGUCAAGAAGACUGCAAUGGCUUUAGGAGAAGCCCUGUUUGAUGAAGAGCUCGGCAAACCUAUAGGGCAGAUUGUUGCCGUAUGUGGCCGCAACCAGAUACUGAGUUCCACAUUGCAGUCAAUUAAGUGGAGGGUCCCUGUGAAGAUUAGAGGAUUUGAGACCCAGAUGGAGAAAUGGAUGGGUGCUUGUGAUUGUAUCAUAACAAAGGCAGGGCCUGGUACAAUUGCUGAGGCAUUGAUCAGGGGACUUCCUAUUAUCCUCAAUGACUUCAUACCUGGACAGGAGGUUGGAAAUAUCCCAUAUGUAGUAGAUAAUGGAGCUGGACUAUUCUCCAAAAGCCCCAAGGAAACAGCCAGCCUUGUUGCUCGGUGGUUUGGCCCUGACAGAGACGAGCUGAAGAAAUUCUCAAGGAAUGCACUCAAACUGGCACAACCUGGUGCGGUGUUUGAUAUCGUGAAGGACAUACACCAGCUCCUGGUCCAGCAGCGUGGGCCGAUGGCCGGGUCACAAUUAUCAUUGAGGCAUCUCUAAAUUGAGAAGGUUUCAACGAAUAACUGACUCCAAGCAGCUGCCUAAUUCCUCUGUCUAUGAUCUAUUUGCUUUGUCGCUCAUAACAACUCCAAGUUAAUUAAGCAAUCUUACGCUGCAUCAGAAUACCUUACCUCAGCCUUCUUAUUGCUUUCUCCUUAAUCCAACAUUGAUCUGCUGCAAUAGUAAAUUUUCUUAUUAGAUACUUCACACUGUACAAUCAUGUACUCUGAUCACUUAAUUCCUACCAGCAGACUCCUCUUCUUGCACCGCUCAGAAAGAUCCUCACCAUCGCUCACAGUCACCACAAGUACUUGUAAUCAUCUUAGUCUAAUCUCCAUCUCCGUUGAGGUGCAACUACUAAACUACCUUUUGGAUAAUAGCUUACACCUAAGCUCUCCCUAUC
Molecule: messenger RNA, 2037 nt
Organism: Phoenix dactylifera (date palm)
Lineage: Eukaryota; Viridiplantae; Streptophyta; Magnoliopsida; Arecales; Arecaceae
Source: RefSeq, a predicted model, not a curated record